Vairimorpha ceranae is the source of this 165-nucleotide messenger RNA. RefSeq lists its product as hypothetical. The transcript has a single exon. NCBI's taxonomy places the organism in Eukaryota, Fungi, Microsporidia, Nosematidae. The coding region runs from base 1 to 165 and encodes 54 amino acids. The record is from RefSeq and is a predicted model, not a curated record.
AUGAAUCGAAAUAUAAGGAAUGAAAUUGCUUUGAUGAGCAAUUACGAAAUCAUAAUUAUGUUAUUUAGAUAUAACAUAUUAAAAAACCAGCAACUUUGCAUUUAUUGCAAUAUAAACAUUGCCUUCAAGAUUAGUAAACGGCAUAUAGAUGAACUUGUGUGGUGA